Molecule: messenger RNA, 1147 nt
Organism: Rubroshorea leprosula
Lineage: Eukaryota; Viridiplantae; Streptophyta; Magnoliopsida; Malvales; Dipterocarpaceae
Source: the annotation of a GenBank genome assembly
AAGGAGAACAGAUCAGAAAAUUGUCAAAUUCAGGAAAAGAAAGUGAAGCUUUGAUUCUAAGCCAUCAUCUUCUUCAGAAACCACAGAUACUUUUAAUCUUGCAAAAUUUUUCCUGCUGUGUUUUCUCUGGCCUUGAGAAAGUAUUAGCGAUUCUAGAGAGAGAAAACUAGGAUGGAUAAAUUUAAGAAUAUGUUAAAACCCAAAGGAAACCCUCAACAGCUCUUGAGAGAUUGGCAGCGGAAACUCCGUCAAGAGUGCCGCAAUAUAGAGCGCCAAAUCAGAGAUGUUCAGAGAGAGGAAAAGAGUGUGCAGAAAGCAAUUACAGAGGCUGCCAAGAGAAAUGACAUGGGUUCAGCAAAGGCACUUGCAAAAGAAAUUGUGAGGUCAAGAAAAGCUGUGAACCGCCUUUAUGAAAAUAAAGCACAGCUGAAUUCAAUAUCAAUGCACCUUGGUGAAAGUGUUGCAAUUGCACGGACUGUUGGUCAUUUGUCUAAGAGUGCUGAGGUCAUGAAGCUUGUCAACAACCUUAUGAAAGCUCCAGAAAUAGCAGCUACAAUGCAAGAAUUUAGCAAAGAAAUGAUCAAGGCUGGAGUAAUUGAAGAAGUUGUGAAUGAUGCGGUUGACUCAGCAUUGGAUCCAGAAGAUAUUGAGGAGGAAACUGAAGAAGAAGUGGAGAAGGUCCUGACAGAAAUAGCUGGUGAAACAGCAGAACAGCUCCCAGAAGCUGUGAGGAAGGAGACGGUGAGAGUGCCUCCCCAAGGAGCUAGCACUUUGCAUGAAGUAAAAGAAGAUGCAGUAGCCGAGGGUGCAGAUGACGAGGAAGAGUUAGAAGAGAUAAGAGCACGACUUGACAAAGUGAGAUCUUAAAUCCAUACAUUCUUUUUCAAUGCUUGCUUACCAGUUAUCUAGGAAAAGUAACUUAUUACAUUAAAAGGGUUUCUAGCUCACCUUUCUCCCAUAGAAAAAGGAGUUUCCGACUUUGCAUUUGUAAUAUGUAGUUCUUGUAUGACUAGAAUGCUUCCAUUCUAGAUCUACGCGUCUCAUGCGCAUGUAUUGACCACCUCUAUCUUAUUAAAAAUGCUGUAUCUUUUGCACAUCAGAAAAUGGGCUUGUGUUAAGACCAUAUUAAGAAACUAUUUAAUGUUAG